UGAUUGCAGGUGAACUCGACGUUUCCUCACGACAUUACGAGCAGAUGUCUCCUGCAGAAAGUUACCCUGAAUACACGAGAACCAAUAAGGUGCGCCCUCCACUGUCAGAACACACCUGGGUGCUCCCUCUACUGCCUUCAAGAUCUGGUGUGUACACUCUACAAUGCGAUGGUGACACAGGCGUGGAACGGUAAAACGCUGUUAACUGGAAUACCCUUUCAGAGGUGCUUCGCCUCUUCUCAUGAUCCUAGAGACAUAGCACUCUCCAUUGCAAACUCCUCAUCCUCCAGUACCUUUAAUUCCGAUCGGAAUUCCCAACAGAUGUACAACGGCUACACCUGUUUCUUUGUCGACUACUGCUUCAUGACCAUUAACACAGUCGAACCUUAUUGGAAAGGCGACUUGGGUGUUCCUUAUCAGGUGUCCACCAUCAAGAUACUGACACGUCAAGAUGCAAACACGAAACACUUCUUCCAAGACGUAACAGUGCGACUGGGAAACUCAAGUGACUACUUCAGCAAUCCGAUUUUCGCCUUCUAUGCUGGACCCGCUCCUCUCAAGGCCUUGGUGACUUUGGUGAGCCCUUCUCCAGCCUUCGGGCGCUACCUCCUCAUCCAGUCUGGCGUUAGUGACUUCUUUUGUAUGUGCUCCAUCCAGAUCUUCAAGUAAGCAAGAGUUCGGUAUGAAGAGAUCGAGUGUGAUGGGGGAGUUUCCUAUAACUGGUGAACGUAUCUAAAAUGAAAAACACUAGAAAACAAAAUUCACGCUUUUUAUUAUUAAUUAUAAACAGUAAAUCUGGUGUAAACAUAUGAACAAUGAAUAUUGUCUUAUUGAAAGAAAUACCCAAUGUACAAUACCUGAGGAUUCUUUCAACCAAGGUCUCUGGGGUUACAGACCUUGCUAUCAACAGCUUGUGCUUUGGUGUUGCCCCGGGAGUGAUAUGUGCCACCUCUAGCGCCAUUGUCAUUUUUUAUUUUUUUAUUCUGUGUAAACUAAUAGACUAACUUUGGUUGGCUAUUUUAGUGCAGUGCAAGAUAUUUGCUCCAAACAACCCCUAAAAAAGAAUUGGUUACAUUGAAAUCCCAACUCACAAAUUAUUACAUCAUAAUCGUAGCUCAUGGGAAACAAAGUGGCUGGUGAAAGAGUUUCUGAGAUGAUGAUAAACAUUGUAAAGCAUAUACUGUCCAGGAGAGCUGGUGUAUGUCUAGUGUUGUUACGUAACGCAUCUGUUCUGUCCGAGAUUUCGCCUAGUAGUUUUUAGAACUGGUGUCCAUACACACUAUAAGACUAUGCGGACCACCUGAAGAUUGCCCCCCCUCCCCCCCCAACCACACUUAUUUCACCUUGGGAUUAACCACCUAACCCAACUUAACCCCUAGAUAGCAUUAGGGUAGUUAAUAUUCAUGUGAAAUAAGAUGGAGGUGGAGGGGAGACUAUGCUUUUAGCCAUAUGGUCCUGUGGAGGUUUAGA
Messenger RNA from Homarus americanus (American lobster), 1470 nucleotides. RefSeq lists its product as uncharacterized. NCBI's taxonomy places the organism in Eukaryota, Metazoa, Arthropoda, Malacostraca, Decapoda, Nephropidae. The record is from RefSeq and is a predicted model, not a curated record. The coding region runs from base 169 to 669 and encodes 166 amino acids. The transcript is spliced from 2 exons.